AUGGAGCUAAUGGAAAAGGUCGAGGCCUUCGUUGAAGAGGUUUGUGAAAAGUCUGAUGAACCAGUCCAGUUCCAGAUUCAGGUGCUGUGGAAUACCAAGAACAACAAGAAGGCCCUGAAUCCCGGAGACAAGGUAGGACCCCACUUCGCAGAUGGGGACAGCUUUGGCAUUCAUGGUGAUAUCGUAAACACUCCGAAGAGCUACCCAAAGAUUCCCGAUGAGAAGAAGUUGCCGGUCACCAUCCUGACUGGUUUUUUGGGGGCUGGAAAGACAACACUCUUGAACUACAUCUUGCAGGAGCAGAGAGAAAAGAAGAUUGCGGUGAUCGAAAAUGAGUUUGGAGAAGUCUCUAUUGACGAUCACUUGUUGAAGAAGGACAAGCUGGCUUUUGCGGAAAAGGUUGUGGUCAUGGACAACGGUUGCAUGUGCUGUACUAUCCGCGGAGACCUCAUUGAUGGCUUCAGGGAGAUCCUGGCCGAAAUUGACAAGGGUGCCAAGCUCGAUCAGAUCAUGAUCGAAACCACAGGCAUGGCUGAUCCGGUUCCGAUCGUGCGCACGUUCAUGACAGCAGAAGAGAUCAAUUCCCGCCUGCGCCUAGAUGGAGUGAUCACGGUUGCAGAUGCCAAAAACGUUGUGAAACGGCUGGAUGACGAGGUUGAGGAGGGGCGGGUCAACGAAGCUUACCAGCAGGUUGCCUUCUGUGACAAGCUUCUGUUGAACAAACUCGACCUCGUCUCUUCCGAAGAAGCCAUCAGAACGAAGGAGCGUUUGCGCGAGAUCAACGCCUUUGCCAAGAUAGUGCCGGCAGUCAGGGGCAGAGUCAAGCUUUCGGAGUUGACAAACCUGCGUGCCCAUGACAUGUCAAACUUCAUCAAUGCUGAGAUCGAAAAAGAGGCUGCGGAAGCAGAGGUCGAGGAGCAUGGAGGCCAUGGGGAGCAUCAUGGCGACAAUCAUGGUGGCCAUGGCCAUGGCUCACACGGUGAAGGUCAUGACGCUGAUUGCAACGAGGACCACGGCCAUGGUGGUCAUGGCGGAGGCCACGGUGGAGGCCACGACGGCGGCCACGACGGCGGCCACGGCGGCGGCCACGGCGGCGGUCACGGCAGUGGUCAGAAGAAUGGCCACGACAAUGGGCAUGGGGAUGGACACGCUGAAGAGCAUGGCCACGCGGCCAAGAAGCACAAGAGCAGACACGACAGCCGAGUAAACUCGAUGGCUCUGGUGCGGGAAGGAGAAAUCUUGCCUGACAAGCUCGGUAAGCUGAUGGAGGUUCUUGGAGAGCUGCCGCCAGAGCAAGGUGUCAUCUUUCGAAUAAAGGGCAUCCUUGCGGUGAAGAACCAUCCAUACAAGCAUGUAUUCCAUGCCGUGAUGGACGUCAGUGAUGAGGACGAUGCAGAAGCAUGGGCUCCUGGAGAGAAGCGAAUAACCAAGAUGGUUUUCAUUGGCAAGAAUUUGGAUAAGCCGUUCAUCCGGCAAGCCUUCGAGAACUGCUUUGAGAAGUGA
This is a messenger RNA of Symbiodinium pilosum, 1503 nucleotides long. The record is from the annotation of a GenBank genome assembly. Lineage: Eukaryota; Dinophyceae; Suessiales; Symbiodiniaceae.